AUGAUUUACUAUGCCACCAUAGGAUUUAAAGAUGCUACCCUACACUGGAUUUCAUCUACUGAAGAAUUAUUGGCUAUCUGUGUUAUCACUGCUGAGAAAGUUAUGCCCAAGGAAACCAAGUUUGCUGCUGAAGAAGCUGCUGUCAUCAAGGAAUUUGCUGACAUAUUUUCUUCUAAAUUGUCAAACGAGUUGCCACUCUGA
Acaulospora colombiana is the source of this 201-nucleotide messenger RNA. The record is from the annotation of a GenBank genome assembly. NCBI's taxonomy places the organism in Eukaryota, Fungi, Glomeromycota, Glomeromycetes, Diversisporales, Acaulosporaceae.